UGAACACACAAUCAAUGUCCAUCUGAUAGUUCCUUUUAUUGGAGUGGUGAUUGGUCUGUAGGAACAAUCUAUUAGCAAUUGCCACCAUGUUGCUGUUGUGCUCACUAUUGGUUGUGGGAUGUAGUUUUAUUGCUGCUGCUCCAUUUUCUGGAACCAUGACAGCCUUUUAUAAGAACAGUCCAGAUAUGAUUAAUAAAAUACCUCGCCAUGCUGCCUUUUCUGAUUCCUUGGGGAACACCGUCAUAGCAGAUCCCAACUUCUCAAGAAGAGAGCAUUUGAUUUCCAAUCAAAAUGUCAACAACAUUCCAGUAAACAUGGAUGUAAACAACGGUGAAUCAAGUGAUGGAACACUGAUAAGGCGAAGGAGGCUGGCAGAUGACAAAAAAUUAGACUUGAAGAUGAAAAUGCAAAGAGUGAAGAAAGUAGUAAGCUUGGACGCCAUCGGCUCAUACAGCUUGUUCCGAAGUGACGAUCGAAAAACAUCCCUCAAAGCUUUUGGUUCUACUGAGCUGUGGUACGAUGGAAAUGGUUUUGGACUAAAGAAACCUGGUCUAGGAGUCCAGUUUACCAUAUACUACUAGACAAAUAGUGAAAUAAAUAUGUAAAUUUUGAUAUUUUGUACAUGCAUUAAAAUGUGAUAUUGCUCAAUAAAUAUAAC
Macrosteles quadrilineatus (aster leafhopper) is the source of this 658-nucleotide messenger RNA. RefSeq lists its product as uncharacterized. The coding region runs from base 87 to 581 and encodes 164 amino acids. The record is from RefSeq and is a predicted model, not a curated record. The transcript is spliced from 4 exons. NCBI's taxonomy places the organism in Eukaryota, Metazoa, Arthropoda, Insecta, Hemiptera, Cicadellidae.